CUCUCCUCCAUGUACCAACACAUCCAGGUCUUCCUGUGGCUCCCCCCCAAGGCUCCCACACACACACCAGGGCCCUUGAAUGCUGUGCUGGGGUCUGUACUGGAGGAGCCAGCAUGUCCCCCAAGCCAUGCUGGCACCGGCCCCUCCUUGCUUGAGUAUGUGCUUUGCCCACAGAGGAGACCCAUCUGUACCCACCCCGCCCUGGCACUGACGGGCUGCCCCUCCCGGCAGGUGUCCCUGCAGUGCGAGCUCUCCCAGCGCUACCUGGGCGGGGCUGAGGACAACGUCACCUGCUUUGCCCAGACCGUGAGCGAGGGCGAGAAGUGGAGCCUGCAGCUGGCCCAGCACCCCAACGGGCACAUGCUGAACCCUGGCAAGCAGCGCUACAUGCGCUGCGACCAGCAGACCGGGCACAUGCGCUGCGACCGCGAUCUGCCCUGGGGGCCCGAGGCUGUCAUCACCCUCCACUUUGACCUCAAAGAGAAGAAGUACGGGCUGCGGAGCGGAGCUGGGAGCCUCCUGGCUGCCGACGGCUCGCUGCAGGCCGAGCUGUCCCCUCAGACGCUCUACUCCCUGGAGCUCCGGGGAGGCCUGCUGGCCCUGCGGGAUGCGGACGGCAGAUACCUGACUGGGCGCGAGGGCACCGUCAAGACCUUCAAGACGGACAAGCCGGGGCGCGACGAGCUCUUUGCUCUGGAGCCCAGCGCUGCACAGGUCUCACUGCGCACCUUCGCUGGGGGCCGCUUUGUCUGCUGCAGGCCAGGGGCUGACAUCUAUGCCAACGCCAUGUCUGUCGGCAACACAGAGAUUUUCCAGCUGCUGCUGAACGAUGUCACCAAACAGGCCUGCUUUCGCAGCUCCUCCGGCACCUACCUCGCUGCAGGCCCCAAGGACUCUGUGGUGAGCACCAGCACCCAGGACAAGGGGGUCUGGUUCUCACUCCAGUACCGGGAGCAGAGGGUGAUCCUGCGAAUGGCUGACGGCAGACACAUGGCCACCAGGCCGAAUGGGCAGCUGCUGCUGGUGCCCGAGGCGGCAGGCAAGGAGGAGUUCCUGCUGCUGCUGGUGAACCGGCCCCUGCUGAUUCUGCAGAGCGAGGCUGGCUUUGUGGGGCUGUUCCCCGGGACGCAGCGCCUGGAUGGAAACCGACCAGUCUAUGAUGCCAGCGCCCUGACGCUCGGCGAGGACGGCUUCUGCCACUUCAGAGUCGCCAACAAGUACUGGAGCCUGGACCAGGAGGGGCUGGUCAUGGCGAGUGGAGACCACCCCAGCAACUUCAUUCUCCAGUUCGUCUCCUCCAGCUGCCUUGUGCUGAAGGCUCCCAACAGCAAGUACCUGGUGGCGGAGGCAGGGGGCCGCCUGUGGGCAGGGGCCUCAAAUGCAGCCUCUGCCACACCCUUCCGCUACUGAGGGUCUCUAGCUCCUGAAAUAAACUUCUCUUCCGCUGUCCAAGCACUGCCAGCCUGUCACUGGGCCCCCUCCCCUCCUGCUGCACCCAGUCAUUGCCCACCUAUCGGUAUCCCUCCUGCUGCCUGGAGAGUGGGUCCAGGCUGGAGCAGCCAGUGCAGGCUGGCAUGGGCCGGGCCUGCCAUCUGGAGCUGGCUGUUGGGAGGAGAUGUGGCCCAGGGGGA
Gopherus evgoodei (Goodes thornscrub tortoise) is the source of this 1631-nucleotide messenger RNA. RefSeq names its product fascin-like. Gene Ontology annotation, biological process: actin filament bundle assembly; establishment or maintenance of cell polarity; cell migration. Lineage: Eukaryota; Metazoa; Chordata; Testudines; Testudinidae. The record is from RefSeq and is a predicted model, not a curated record. The transcript has 6 exons. Gene Ontology annotation, molecular function: protein-macromolecule adaptor activity; actin filament binding. The coding region runs from base 10 to 1410 and encodes 466 amino acids. Gene Ontology annotation, cellular component: growth cone; cytoplasm; actin cytoskeleton.